This is a messenger RNA of Neurospora hispaniola, 1245 nucleotides long. RefSeq lists its product as uncharacterized. NCBI's taxonomy places the organism in Eukaryota, Fungi, Ascomycota, Sordariomycetes, Sordariales, Sordariaceae. The transcript is spliced from 5 exons. The record is from RefSeq and is a predicted model, not a curated record. Bases 1 to 1245 code for a protein of 414 amino acids.
AUGUCCGGAUACUACGAGCCCCCUCAACCCCAAUGGCCUCCCGCCGGCGGCCAAGCCUCGGGCUGGGAACACCAGACCCCUCCUCCUCCGCCCGCACGGUCCGGUGCUAGCUCUGCCGUCCCCCGCGAGGAGUCCGCCGCUUUUGCUUAUCAGCUCGAGGAGGUCGACCGCGCCAUCGACAACCUCGUCAAGAGCGGAAAGAUGUUUGGGAUGCCUGGUGGCCGCCGUGAGUCGUUUCCUGUUCCCGGCCCAGCCAGAUUCUACCCAGACUUCGGCGGCCGCAUGGGAGCUGGACCUGGUCCCCGUCCCCACUCCAUGGUCGACUUCAACGAUGCGCGCGGCCCUCACCAGCCCUCCAACUUGCAAACCUUCUAUGCUGCCCAACGUCACCAGCCCUCGCGCGGCUCCAACGAGGCGGAGCAGAUGAUGCAGGCCAAGAGGAGACUGGCUGCCCAGCGGGAGCGGGAGCUUAGGAACUACCACCAAGAGCAACAAUACAACCGAAGCGUCCUUGCCGACUCAUCCUCGCAGUUCGGUGCUGCCAAACCGGAUCGUACCUUGAGCCCAGGCAGCGGCCUGUCUGAAGAGGAGCGCCGCAAACUGAUCGCCUCGCAGCGCAGUGCUUUGUACGGCGAACAGGGCUUCCCUGAUGCUGGCGUUUAUGGUGAAGAGAAUGCCGGUCCUCGGUUUGGCUUGACAGCUGGCCAGAACCUUCGCGGAGCUUCUCCAAUGGCCUUUGAUUACAACCAGGUCCCUCCCGGCUUCCCACCUCAGUCCCAGAUUGAAGGCGCCCAAGGAACUCAGUCUGCCGGCCCGCACGAGCGAUCGCGUGCUAAUAGCAACACGAGCCCUCAGUCGAACCCGUCCGGCGGCAAGGGUAUCUUUGACGCUCCUAUCGGGCACCAAGCGAACCGUACUAGUGCCUCGUCUCCUGGAGGCUCGCCGCCGCGUCAAAGCGCUCCCGGCAGCAAGCCUGGACAAAACACUGUUGCGCCUAUUGGAACCCGGCCAUCGACGAGCAAUACCGCCACGAACCCUGCUUUGAACAAGGGCUCCACGACCUCUCUUGCGUCCCCGUUGAGCCAAAGCUACAACGGUACGGCUAACAAUGAGGCUGGCAACAACGGUUCCGCCGCUCCUGCUUCUGCAACUACCGAGGGCCCCAAUGUUGGUCUUUCUGGCUGGGGUACCCGUUCCAACGGCUGGGGCAAGGUGGGCAAUGUCCAGGCCAGCGUGUGGGGCUAG